AUGGAAUCGGCCGUGGCAGACCUAAAGGACGGCAGGGUACCCAGUGCUUUGUACUGGUCUAUACCUCAAGUCGCUGAUUGGAUCGAUGACCUCGGAUUUCCCGCCUACAGGGAAUGCUUCACAACAAACCUGAUCGAUGGUCGAAGACUCAUCGCUCUGGAGGCCUCCGCUUUUCCUAAGAUCGGGAUCACAGACUUUAACCAUAUCAAAUCUAUUUCCAAGAGCAUCCGUGAGCUGUUAUCGUUGGAAGAACCAGAUUGGAAGCGAAGCAUAAGUUUCCCGCCCCGUGAAGACCUGGGCAUGUUCUUAGAAAGAAAGAUGACCAAGGGUGCUUCGCGAGACGCCAUGACCUACAAAAAAUUCCUGCUUGACAAGAACCCAAAAUGGCGGCCGCCGUUAGCUAACAUGUGCUUGAUAUUACCGCACGGUAGCCCCGCUCAGAGUUCUCAACAAGCUGUGGAUCACUGA
Molecule: messenger RNA, 468 nt
Organism: Liolophura sinensis
Lineage: Eukaryota; Metazoa; Mollusca; Polyplacophora; Chitonida; Chitonidae
Product: sterile alpha motif domain-containing protein 15-like
Exons: 1
Coding region: 1-468 (155 amino acids)
Molecular function (GO): protein binding
Source: RefSeq, a predicted model, not a curated record